CUGUGUGAUGUCAGAGGUGUUACUUUGUGUUGUCCUGCUGAGCCUAAUCCAGAUGGAUUAAGGAAAAGAAAGCAGGCACCUGUACAACUGCAGUAGAGGUAGAGAGACAUUAGCUAGUGAAGUGUGGAGCAAAAACAAACAAACAACAACAGCAAAAAGAGCAACAACCAAAAAAAAAAAAAAAACCUUAGUAGUACUGUAUGACAAUAAGGAACAAGAAGGACAGAAGGGUGAGUAAAUCUGGAACCAGAGGAUUAGAGGAAUUUCAAAGGGAUUUAAAUUUACCUGUUGUAGCCUUAAUAAAAAAGCACCCAAUUUUCCAUCUAUCUUAAUCAUCUAAUACCAAGCUGUAGUUAUCUGAUCAAAAUGGCUACCAAUGGAAUAAGCAAAUCUUUAAAGCUCCAAUUUGGGCUCAUCAACUAUGAUAACCGCUACCUCACAGCUGAGACUUUUGGCUUCAAGGUAAAUGCAUCUGGUACAAGUAUGAAGAAAAAACAACUCUGGAGUCUGGAGCAGGAUGACCAGGAUGGUCAGGUGGUUUUCCUUCGCAGUCACCUUGGCCGUUACCUAUCCACAGAUAAAGAUGGCAAAGUGAAUUGUGCAACUGAGGUUCCAGAAUCUGACUGUCGCUUUUUGAUUGUAGCUCAGUCAGAUGGCCGCUGGGCCUUGCAGUCAGAGCCUUAUCUGCGAUACUUUGGAGGCACAGAAGAUUUCCUGACCUGUUUUAGCCAGACCAUUGGAGAAACUGAGUUGUGGACCAUCCACUUGGCCCUCCACCCACAGGUUAACAUGUUGAGCAUAGCGCGCAAACGCUAUGCACACUUGUCUGAUUCAAAGAGUGAGAUUUCAUUUGACAGUGAUAUCCCAUGGGGUGUGGAUUCCCUGAUUACCCUGGUCUUCAAGGAAGGAAAGUACAGUGUGAAAACAUGUGACAACCGCUUUCUCAGUAGCAAUGGAAAGCUGGUAGAUGAUUAUGGUCCUGAAACAGCUUUUACAUUGGAUCUCAGGUCUGGUAAGCUGGCUUUCAAAGAUAAUGAGGGAAAGUACCUAGCCCCAACGGGUCCUUCAGGCACCUUGAAGUCUGGGAGAUGUACAAAGCCGGGUAAAGAUGAGCUUUUUGAUCUUGAGGAGAGUCAUCCUCAAGUGGUUUUCCUGGCAGCCAACAAAAGAUACCUAUCUGUCCGUCAAGGUGUCAGCAUCUCAGCCAAUCAGGAUGAGGAAACAGAUCAGGAGACAUUUCAGAUGGAACUUGACCAAAAGACUAAGAAAUGCAUGUUCAGAACUAAUUCAGGGAAUUAUUGGACACUCGUCAUUCAUGCAGGCAUCCAUACUACAGCCACAGAAAUUGAGCCCAACACAAUGUUCGACAUAGAAUGGCUUGGUGGAAGAGUGGCUCUAAAAGCUAGUAAUGGAAAAUAUGUCUGCAACAGAAAAAAUGGACAGCUUGCUGCAGUCAGCGAUACAGUGGGUGAGUGUAAAAGGAUAAGCUUUCACUCUUCUUGUGCGCCUUUAGGCAGUGAUGAGCAGUUCUUGUUGAAGUUGAUAAACCGUCCAAUCCUAAUCUUGCGAGGGGUGAAUGGCUUUGUUUGCCACCACAAGAGCUCCAAUACACUGGACGUCAACCGCUCUAUUUAUGACAUCUUCUCAUUGCUCUACAACGAUGGUGCAUAUCACAUACAGUGUGGAAAUGGAAAGUUCUGGUAUGUCACUAGCAGUGACUUGGUGUGUGCAGAUGGUGAAGAGCCAGAGAACUUCUUUCUAGAGUUUCUGGAGCAUGGAAAAAUGGCCAUCAAGAGCAAAAAUAAUAAAUAUCUGCGUGCUGACCAAGGAGGCACUCUCAAGUGUGACGUCACUACUAUGGACAGCUCCUGUCUCUGGGAGUACUGAGUCUUUUAAUGAAGCUUCACUAAUACACCAAGUUGUAGUAGCAACAGAGCCACACAGACUGAUGAAUAAGUAAAAGUCAUUUGCUGUUAAUGGCUGACAUAUUUUAUUAAUUUUUUUUAUCUGUUAAAUACUGUCAAUGACGAGGACUCAAGUCUGUCUAUAGUGCUGCCAUUAUCUUUGUAUUUUUGACUAUUAUACAUUGUUAUUAUUUAGCUUAGCGAGAACCAUAAGUAGUUCCUGAUACUGAUAUUUCAUUUUUGGUGUUUCCACUUCACAUUAACCUGCCUUUGAUAUUUAUAUGUAUAUAAAAUACUUAAAAGGUAAUAUAAAGCUCUCAGAGUGUUGUUGCUGUGUCCUCUCAAUAGGGCCUUAAAAAGUCCUAGCAAUCCUUCUUAUUUAACCCUUCAAUGCUUAAAUCAUCUAAGGGUUCUUGUUUUGGGUGGCUGUGAGUGUUUACUGAGCUAGUAGUCUACAUGGUAACAUGUUGGACAUAGUAUGAAUUUAACUUUUUGCACCUGCUUCAU
This is a messenger RNA of Ictalurus furcatus (blue catfish), 2411 nucleotides long. RefSeq names its product fascin actin-bundling protein 2a, retinal (gene fscn2a). Gene Ontology annotation, cellular component: cytoplasm; actin cytoskeleton. Bases 367 to 1887 code for a protein of 506 amino acids. The record is from RefSeq and is a predicted model, not a curated record. The transcript is spliced from 5 exons. Lineage: Eukaryota; Metazoa; Chordata; Actinopteri; Siluriformes; Ictaluridae. Gene Ontology annotation, biological process: actin filament bundle assembly; establishment or maintenance of cell polarity; cell migration. Gene Ontology annotation, molecular function: protein-macromolecule adaptor activity; actin filament binding.